AUGGCCUUUCAACCACCGUUCAGCUCCUCGCCCAUAGACGAGGUCCCUCCUAGGGCCGAGGACAUGCACCCAUCAGACCACCACAAAUCGUCCGACUCGGACACACCCGUGGCGCCCAUCCCUCUGCGGCCGUCCACCUCCUCGCGACCAGCGUCCCGCAUGGCGACAGUGACUCCCAGCAAGACCCCCAUAGUCAACAACCGCGCCUCGGUCGAGAUGGACACCCAGGCGCCAGCAGGCGGAGGCUCAGCCUCCCGGUCCCAAAAGUCAGCCCGCUUCCGUGGCGACGGCGACUAUGAGCACCCUGGCUACUGGUACGAUGGGCCGCCUACCGCUCGCGACUACGAGCGUUACUGGCGGGGCGAGUACUUGCCCUACCCUGAUCGAUAUACCUCCAAUCCCCGACGAUCGUAUCGACCUCCCCCGCCCUCGUGGCACAGGUACCAGAACUCCAAACGCAUGGCGUACGCGGGGGACUCGGACGACGACAUGCCACCAUACGACGAGCGCCGAGUCUCGCGCGACAUGAUGGACGCCCGUCGUCGUGCAACGGGUGAUGAGGAAGCGGCACUGCCCAAUCCCGCGUCCCGUCCGCUCCUGGAGAACAUGCAGCCCGGCCACAGAGGCUCCUGGAUGGCGAGCAACAUGAUGAUGAGCGGCCGGCCCGACCUGGCCUGGGAGAACAUGACGCGUCGCGAAAAGGCCGAGGUGAUGCGCCUCCCGCUGACCGAGUGGAUGAACAGCUCCGUCAAGAACCACUUUGUCGCCUCCCUGGGCGAGGUCGUCGGGACCACCAUGUUCCUCUUCUUCGCCUUUGCCGGCACGCAGGUGGCCAACAUUGGCUCCAACUCGGACGGCGAGAACACGACGACGGGCGAGGCCACGGGGUUCAACGUCGCCACGCUGCUGUACAUCUCCCUCAGCUUUGGCUUCUCGCUCAUGGUCAACGUGUGGAUCUUCUUCCGCAUCUCGGGGGGGCUCUUCAACCCGGCCGUCACGCUCGGCAUGAUCCUCGUCCGCGCCAUCAGCAUCGCGCGGGGUGUCUGCCUGCUCGUGUCGCAGAUGUCGGGCGCCAUACUCGCCUCGGCCAUUGUGCGCUACCUCUUCCCCGAGUCGUUCAACGUGCGGACCACGCUGGGCGGCGGCGCGUCGCUCGUGCAGGGCGUUUUUAUCGAGGCCAUCCUGACGGCCGAGCUGGUCUUUACCAUCUUCAUGCUGGCCAAGGAGAAGCACAAGGCGACGUUUAUCGCGCCCGUGGGGAUCGGGCUGGCCCUGUUCAUCUCAGAGCUGGUCGGUGUGCAGUUCACGGGGGGGUCCUUGAAUCCCGCGAGAAGUUUCGGGCCGUGUGUCGUGACCGGUCAAUUCGAUCCUGAGCACUGGAUAUACUGGGUUGGGCCGUUUGUGGGUUCCAUUCUGGCCGUGCUCUUUUACAGAUUCAUCAAGACACUUGAGUAUGAGAUGGCCAACCCGGGUGCGGAUGGCGACGAUGCGAAUGACCCGACCAAGAACCCGGAGAAGAUGGCGGAGAUUCAGGAGCCCAGGGCACCUUCGUUCCGCAGCUGA
This is a messenger RNA of Emericellopsis cladophorae, 1563 nucleotides long. RefSeq lists its product as uncharacterized. Gene Ontology annotation, molecular function: water channel activity. Lineage: Eukaryota; Fungi; Ascomycota; Sordariomycetes; Hypocreales; Bionectriaceae. Gene Ontology annotation, cellular component: plasma membrane. Bases 1 to 1563 code for a protein of 520 amino acids. Gene Ontology annotation, biological process: transmembrane transport. The record is from RefSeq and is a predicted model, not a curated record. The transcript has 3 exons.